GCCGAGAGGGGCAGGCGAGUUAGUAAACAAGCGCCGCACCUCGUGGUGCCACGGGGCGGGUGUCGGUGGCGUGGUGGUCGUCGGGGCAGGCAGCGGCAGCGAGUGCUGGAGGUGGUCAGUCAUGGCAGGGGAUGCCAUCAUGGUUAUGCGAGGGCUGGCGAAGCUCAGUAAGGCAGUCGUAGAAACACAAGCAGGACAGCUCCGGCAAGUAGUUCUUGGUGGUGAUGCAGCAACCAUGGUCAGGAGCUUUCAGGCGACUGCUGAAGAACAGAUCAGUGCUGUCAUGGGGAAAAUGCAGGAACUGGGCAAACAACAGGAAAACUUGAAAGAUAUUGGUGAGGACUUUGGAAAAGACUACAACUUCUCAGAAUCAGAGAUGGGAGGUGCUACACAGGACUUCUCUCCUCCUCAAGACCAGCUUCAUAAGCAAAGUGGUGCAGAGGGCCCAUCUUAUUCUUAUGUUGCUAAAGAACCUUUUCCAGGUGUUGGUGGGAGUGGAGACUCCAGAUCAAGUCAUAAUCCCAUGUCUGCCAAAGUGAAUGCAAAGCUCUUUGGAGGCUUUAGGGACCCUGGGAAUUUUUUUGCUCCUACCUAUGGGCAAAGCCGGGCAUUUCACCAAGACCAUUCCUCUGUUGGUGGACUAACAGCUGAAGAUAUUGACAAAGCCAGGCAAGCUAAAGCGGAUCCACAGCAGAAACCGCACAAACAGAUGCUCAGCGAACAUGCCCGAGAGCGGAAAGUGCCAGUUACUCGAAUUGGGAGACUCGCUAACUUUGGAGGCUUAGCUGUUGGCCUUGGCAUUGGAGCAUUGGCAGAAGUUGCAAAGAAGAGCCUUAGAUCUGAAGAGCGCAAUGGAAAGAAAUCUGUUACGGAUUCUAGCCCGUUUCUAUCAGAGGCCAACGCAGAAAGAAUUGUGAGGACCUUGUGCAAGGUUCGAGGGGCUGCGCUGAAGCUGGGACAGAUGCUGAGCAUUCAAGAUGAUGCCUUCAUCAACCCUCACCUGCAGAAGAUUUUUGAACGCGUCCGUCAGAGUGCAGACUUCAUGCCUUUGAAGCAAAUGAUGAAAACUUUGAACUCUGACCUCGGCCCUAACUGGCGUGAUAAAUUGGAGUUUUUUGAGGAGCGACCUUUUGCUGCAGCUUCAAUUGGACAGGUUCACCUGGCUCGCUUGAAGAACGGCAAAGAAGUUGCCAUGAAAAUCCAGUAUCCUGGAGUGGCCCAGAGCAUCAAUAGUGAUGUCAGCAACCUGAUGACCGUCCUGAGUAUGAGCAAUGUUCUCCCAGAAGGCCUCUUCCCUGAACAUCUGAUUGAAGUUCUGAGCAGAGAGCUGGCCUUGGAAUGUGAUUACAAGAGAGAAGCUGCCUGUGCAAAGAAAUUCAGGGAGCUGUUGAAGGACCACCCGUUCUUUUACGUCCCUGCUGUGGUGGAUGAGCUGUGCAGCCCACAUGUUCUGACGACAGAACUGGUGACAGGGUUUCCACUGGAUCGAGCUGAAGAACUGAGCCAGGAGAUCCGGAAUGAGAUCUGCCACAACAUCUUGGUUUUGUGCCUGCGGGAGUUGUUUGAGUUCAGGUACAUGCAGACUGAUCCAAACUGGUCGAACUUCUUCUACGACCCCGAAUUGCAUAAGGUGGCACUUUUGGACUUUGGAGCAACACGGGGGUUUGAUGAGGAAUUCACUGAUGUCUACAUAGAGUUAAUCAAAGCAGCUGCUGAAUUGGACAGAGAGCGAGUGAAAAAGAAAUCAAUAGAAAUGAAAUUCCUAUCUGGCUAUGAAGUCAAGGCUAUGGAAGAUGCCCACCUGGAUGCUGUCCUCAUCCUUGGAGAAGCUUUUGCAUCUAGUGAACCUUUUGACUUUGGUGGCCAAAAAACCACUGAGAAGAUACAUGGCUUAAUCCCAGUCAUGCUGAAGCACAGGCUAGUCCCUCCACCAGAGGAGACCUACUCUCUUCAUCGGAAAAUGGGAGGCUCCUUCCUCAUAUGCUCCAAACUGAAGGCCCAAAUUCCAUGCAAGAACAUGUUUCAGGAAGCCUACAGUAAAUACUGGAGUGGAAAGGCCAAGAAGGAAUAGUAGCACAGGAGAACUAUUGAACACCGCCCUGUGUUUAUGGCCAAUCAUCCACAUUCUAGCAAACCACAGUACUACUUCUCUCACAGCCCCAGAAUCACUUCAGAAGUGCAGCAGCCUGUCUCCUGGAAGCAGUGUCCCUGGUUUUAAGGACAGUGCUGUUGUUUUGUUGGGCAUAUCUUCUCUUUACGCUCUCACCAGAUUAUCUGUGCAGCCUCUGUUUUUACAAGAAGUGGUAGUCUAGUGUAGGGAAUGAGGGGGAAAGCUAGGCAGCUGCAUUUCUUACUGUCCUAGGUAUCAGCUUUCUUUUUCAUGUUUUAAUACUGAUAGCUGUGUACCUUUUCUUUUCUUUUCUUUUUUUUUUAAAAAAAAUGGGGUGGAGGAAAGAGAACCAAACCGAGUUGGCAUUGAAAUCUAUUUGUAAUUCUCCAAAUGUUUGUGGGUGUUUUCCUUUUUUUAGAUGUCCUUUAAUUUUUUUUCUAAGGUAGAAUGCAAAUGGUUUCAUAUUGCGAAGUAUAGAUUGCCAACAUAACUUACAAGAGAAGCCUAUUUUUGUAUGAUAUUUGGUGGGAGUCUGUUAACGGUCGGGAUCUUCUGAUGGAACAAUGUAAGAUGUGUACAUAGGCUAUUUUAUGCCUUCAGUCUCUGGUUUUCAAGGAAAGUGAAGAUUUUAAAGAAUCUGAUGCAAGUGGUGCAGUGGUGUACUUGGAACACCCAGGGUUUAAAUUCAGAUGCUCACCUCCGGUUCUCUGAGCUGAAUGUAUAAGCGGAGGGAAUGUAGUUAAUGGGGUUUCUCAGUAAGUGGAGAAUUAGAGAAACCAAAGCUCUAAUUGUGGCAUUUAAAGAAGCCCAGCAAUGAAGCUACACUUUCUCCAUUUUCGGGCUUGCACCUUUGUAAUGCAGCCUUUGAUGAAAGGGUGCAGGGAAGCCAGGGAGAGGCACAUACUCUGGGCUUCUUAUAGCAGCAUUGAAGGCAUUUCAAGGUUUCAUUGAAAAGCAUAAUAAAUGUGUAAGUAGCUGAACGCACAACUUUAAGCAAUUGGAGGCAGAUUGGCAAAUAUAUUUUGGUUUUUUUGUACAACAGUUGGAGCUGUACAACUUUCAACUGAUUUCCAAUAAAGUGCUUGUGCAGAAGGA
Messenger RNA from Elgaria multicarinata webbii, 3205 nucleotides. It is a transcript of the gene COQ8A, whose product is annotated as coenzyme Q8A. The transcript has 15 exons. Gene Ontology annotation, biological process: ubiquinone biosynthetic process. Bases 122 to 2071 code for a protein of 649 amino acids. The record is from RefSeq and is a predicted model, not a curated record. NCBI's taxonomy places the organism in Eukaryota, Metazoa, Chordata, Lepidosauria, Squamata, Anguidae.